GAUAUUGGCCUGGCGCUUAUCCCCCCCGCGCCUCCACCACCCGCCGCCGCCGCCAUUUACUCCACCACCACUCCCUCCCCCUUUCCCCCCUCCCCAGAUCCAGAUCUGAACCGCCGCCCGCCGCCGAGGGGCCAUCAGCGAUGGAGGCGAGGAAGAGCGCGCCGGGGCAGCCGUGGUCGGACGGCGAGACCAUGCACCUCAUCGACGUCUACGAGGACCGCUGGACCAAGCUGCGCCGGGGCCAGCUCAAGGCGCACCAGUGGGAGGACGUGGCUGGCGAGGUCACCCGCCGCUGCGGCGGCCAGCGCAAGACCGGCACCCAGUGCCGCCACAAGCUCGAGAAGCUCCGCAAGCGCUACCGCACCGAGGCCGCCCGCCCCGUCACCUCCCUCUGGCCCUUCUUCCGCCGCAUGGAGCGCCUCGAGCGCGGCCCCGUCCCCGUCUCCACCAACUCCUUCCCCGCCUCCCCGCCCGCCUCCGACGACGACCAAGACCAGGACCUGGACCCGGAGGAGGAAGAAGAAGAUGAAGAGGAGCAGGAGGAGGAAGACGAGGAGCAGGAGGAGGACCAAGAAGAGGAGGAGGAGCAAUUGCUCGUCGCCAGGAACACCGGCAGCCACACCAGGAGCAUCAACGGCCUCGUGCGCGACGCCGGCGGCUUCAGGGGCCAUCAGCAGCAGCAGCAGCAGCAACGCCGCCCUUCGCCGCCGGCUGUGACACUGUCCACCGCGCCUCCGCGCAAGAGGGUCUCCUACGAGGCCGCCAUGUUCCAGUCCAAGGCCGCCGCUGCAGACAGGGCCAUCAAGGCCGAGGAGGCUCCCGCCGUGGACCACGGCUCCGUAGCAGGCGUGCUGAGGGACAUCGGCGAGGGAAUCAAGCGGCUGGAGAGGCGGAGAAUGGAGGUGCAGUGGGAGAUUGAGCAGGGUUGGAAGGAGACGGAGGCCCGCAGUAAUCAGAUGCUCCAGGACGCCCAGCGGCAGUUACAGGACACUCUCGCCGCACUGCCGCCGCCGGGGAAGAAGGCCAGGAGGGACCAUGGCAGCAGUGCAGACGGCUUGUAGGUAGCUAGCUAGCGAUCGAUCAAUCGAUCAGGGGACAGAUAGGCUGAAGCUGUUUAUUUUCUUAUCUGGUGGUAGUGAAGGGAGGGAAAGAGAUUGUUCCUAGUCUUCAUCCUCUGCUCAGGAUGUAUGUAUUUAGUUCUCGUCGUGAACGAUUCUGACCAUUGUUGCUUGGAGUACUUCGGUACGCAUGGCAAACCAUGCUUCUUACCAGACCAGUUGCUUACUUCAGUCUCUA
Triticum dicoccoides is the source of this 1296-nucleotide messenger RNA. Its product is annotated as trihelix transcription factor ASIL1-like. Lineage: Eukaryota; Viridiplantae; Streptophyta; Magnoliopsida; Poales; Poaceae. The coding region runs from base 141 to 1061 and encodes 306 amino acids. The transcript has a single exon. The record is from RefSeq and is a predicted model, not a curated record.